Adineta ricciae is the source of this 1092-nucleotide messenger RNA. The record is from the annotation of a GenBank genome assembly. NCBI's taxonomy places the organism in Eukaryota, Metazoa, Rotifera, Eurotatoria, Adinetida, Adinetidae.
AUGAUGAGAAAUUUCCUUCAACGAACGUCGCUCAAUCUCCACUUAAAUCGUUAUACGCAUAGCAAAUCUCGUUUUGAAAACGGUCCCGAUUUGAACCAUUUUCUUCAAGAGAAAAAAUCGGAUAAUUAUCAAGGAAAUUUAGUGUUACGUAAAGGUGAACAACGUUUGCGAAUACCACCAUGGUUGAAAACAGAGAUCCCAAUGGGUGAAAAUUAUAGCAAAUUGAAGAAAAGCUUAUCAAAAUUAAAUUUGAAUACGGUUUGCGUCGAAGCCAAGUGCCCAAAUAUAGGUGAGUGCUGGAAUGGCGGCGAAGAUCGUAUAGCAACAGCUACAAUCAUGCUCUUAGGCGACGAAUGCACUCGUGGUUGUCGGUUUUGCUCGGUGAAAACAUCACGUAAGCCUGCAGCACCUGAUCCGAAUGAACCAGAAAAUACAGCAAGUGAAAUCUGUUCGUGGGAUAUUGAUUAUAUUGUAUUAACCUCUGUUGAUCGAGAUGAUUUACCAGAUCAAGGUUCAUCUCACAUAGCAGAAACAAUUCGUUCUAUAAAACACAAGAAGCCGAAUUUAUUGGUCGAAUGUUUAACACCCGAUUUCCGUGGUGAUAAAAAAUGCAUCGAAACUAUAGUCAAAUCAAAUUUAGAUGUCUACGCUCAUAAUGUUGAAACUGUUCGAGAAUUACAGUCGCAUGUACGCGACUAUCGAGCGAAUUUUGAACAAUCAUUGAAUGUUCUUAUACAUGCAAAAGAAGUCAAUCCAAAUCUUAUUACCAAAACAUCGAUUAUGCUGGGUUUAGGUGAAACUAAUGAACAGAUACGCGAAACAAUGUUACAGAUACGCACACGAGCGAACGUCGAUUGCUUAACACUAGGACAGUACAUGCAACCAACGCGACGACAUUUGAAAGUCAAAGAAUAUAUUCGACCGGAAGUAUUUCAAGAACUGAAAGAGUAUGGAGAAUCAAUUGGAUUUCUGUAUGUUGCAAGUGGACCACUUGUUCGUUCGUCGUACCGUGCUGGUGAAUAUUUCAUUAAAAAUAUUCUCAAAGAUAAGCACCAAAAGAAACAAGCAGCAGCUGUCGGCAUUUCGGUGUAA